Lucilia cuprina (Australian sheep blowfly) is the source of this 8176-nucleotide messenger RNA. RefSeq lists its product as uncharacterized. The transcript is spliced from 5 exons. NCBI's taxonomy places the organism in Eukaryota, Metazoa, Arthropoda, Insecta, Diptera, Calliphoridae. Bases 701 to 8047 code for a protein of 2448 amino acids. The record is from RefSeq and is a predicted model, not a curated record.
UCAAUUUUAAAAAAUAAAAAAAAGAAACGCAUUAGAAGAUUUUUGUUAUUGUGAGAGAAAAUUAAAAUAUAUUUAUAAUAAUAAAAAUUUAAUUACUUAAAGCUAAUUAAAGGCAGUAAAUUAAAGUUGAAUAAAAAUUUUAUUAAUGUGCCAAAUUAUUAUGUAUACCUAAUAAAAAUACUGCAAAACAAAAGCUAAAAAAUUAUGUUUUAUGAAAUAAAUUAAACACAUUUUAAUAAAAGGAAACAAAAACAAAACGGGAGUGUUCAUUUGAUUAUAUGAGAGUGCCAAAUUUUGUUUUGUAACUUUAGUGAGUUUAAAAAAAAUAUUAUAAGGAUUUAAUAUACAAAUAUAAAUCGUUUAAAUCUAUACUUUUGCAAGGACCCCAGGAUUACCUGGCAAAAGUGAAAAGUGUUAAGUUUUAAACAAAUAAUUGAAUUUAAAUAAAUUAAUAAAAAAUAUUUCCUUUAGUCUAAAUCUAAACGAAAUUAGAAAAGUUUUAAAAGUUGAUUGACAUAUGAAGGACUUUUGCUUUGUCUGAUUUUUCAUUAAAAAUCAAACAAAAAUACUGUUUGUGAAAAAAUAAUACAAAAACAUUUGGCAUUGAACUUACAAAAAGUAAAAGAAGAAAGUGAAAUUUAUUUAUUAAAAUAGAAGAAAUGUUAAUAGUUUAAAUUUAAUUUGAAAUAAAUACGACAACAUGUUAUUUUUAAGUGUCUCAAGCAGCUUAAUGCUGAUUUAUUUACUGUUGGCAUUAUGUUGCAAUAUACACUCAGCUCCCACUCACCAUUUGACCAUAGGUGUCCAAGGUAAUACACCCACUUUAAUAGUUACCUCCUCGGAAAUUGGUAUAACUCCAGAAACUAUGGGUUCACUAAAGAAGUCAGUGAAGCAUGAACAUGCUGAGAAGAAAUCGUUGAAAACUAAAUUAAAUAAAAAUCAUUCAGUGUUUGAUAAAAAGGAAAAAUUGCAAUAUGCAUCAAAACCUUUAAACAAAUACGCCAAUUCAGAGGAGAAAUCGUUAGAGGUAAUGAAAUUAGCAAAAUCCCUGAGUAAACAAACUUUCUCAGAAGAAAAAUCAUUUGAAGUAAUGAAAUCAAUAGAAAGGCAAGAAAAUAAGGAGAAAAUUAUGAAAAAGCAUACUAAACAUAAUGCUGAAAUAUUAAAGGACCAAAAAACUACUACUCAAACUCUGUUUCUAGAGUCUACUACUUCAAACACAGAUAAUGUGGAUAUUUAUAAAACAGAUUUACAAUUAACUACUUUAACACCUACACAAACCAAUGAUAUUUCAUCAACAACUUCCUAUACAACUGUACAGCCAGAAGUACUGUCUACUACAGCUCAGACUAACGCAGAGAAGACAUUUUCCACACCUUUAAAAUUUGAGGAUGUGGAUGAUCUUAAAAAUUCCCCAGCUUUGUCGACUACUACCUUAAACCCUAAGGAUUUCGACGACAGUACAACAGCAACAUCAACAAUAACAACAACAAUGAAUUAUGAAGAUGCCACAAUUACAACCACAAAUUUAAAGGUUUUAACAAAAACGCAAACAGAAGCAAAUGUUGCUGCAGACGCACAGUCUGAGCAAACAACACAAAUUGUAGAAAAUACAACCGUCAUUAAAACAGAAUAUGAAAAUGACAGCAAUACCCCGGAUCCCGUUGCUACAGAAGAGAAUGAAAAUCUAUUGUCAACUACCAUAGAAACAAAAGCAUUUAACACUCCUACUACUACAGCGAUGACUGGUAGUGCUGCUGAUACCAGUUCUUCGUCGCCCACUUUUGUCACCUUAAUAACAGACAAUGCUGAAGCAACAACUACAACAGAAAUGUUGUCUAUACCAUUAACAAUGACAACGACAGAAAAUGUUGUUGAUGACGAUAAUAACAAUAAUGAUAAUAAGAAAGAACAGAAGCUCACAACAAUAGAAUACACGGAAACACCUACACAUAUAGCAACAACAGAAAUAGUCAAACAGGAGAGGGAGAAGGAUAAAGAAACUGAAAAUCCUGUUGAAGCUGAAAGUCAAAGCAAUAUCAAUAGUGGUAUUACAAUUAAGCCGAAACAAGAGUAUACGUUGGCAACAACUACCAAAGAACAAACUCAAAAUGAUGACUUUAAGUCAACUGAAAAUCCUGUACAAGCCAUAUCCGUGGCAACUAACCAGGCCAAUGUUAGUGAACAAAAUGAAAUUGUCACAGAAACAAUAACGGAAACGGAAGACAUAGUAACAACAACAAAUUCAACACCAUUAACAAUAACAGAACAACAACAAGCAUUCAACACAUUUGAAACACAGCGAAAGGACUUGAAAACAACAACAGAAGUAGUCAGCAGUGAACCUACCACCGAAGCAGUUUUAAAACUGAUUGACUUGGAGAAACAUGUUCUGAAGACAAUUGAUGAAUUGAAGCAGCCAUCUUCAUUGUUAUUGGCUGGACAACAUGAUAAUGGUCAUGAUGGUUUGAAAAACAUAAAGAAAAAGCAAUUGAUAGACAAACAUUAUGUUGAGGCUUUAUUGCACAAUAAACAUGAUGUCCAUGUAAAGGAUUCUGCAGAAAAUGAAAAAUAUUUGCCAUUAACUACAACUGCUCCAACAAUGAGUCCUUCAAUUGCAGCUACUUCUACCACAACUACUAAUAAACCUGUGUUAAUGCCCAUAAAACAUGGCUAUUUAGGACCAAUUUUAAUGGAAGAAAAAACUUUCCAUGUUAUACAUCAUGCCGACAAAGCAAUGGCUUCACGGCAAAAACAUUUAGCUGAAAUAGAGGCUCAGCUACGAAAGGGUAAUUUUGUGGAAUUAAAAGCAAACACUGAAGUUUCGGAGGCAGCUAAAGAUCCAAUUAGAGAUAAUAUUAAGGAAAAUGCUGAUACCAAAAACUUGUCCAUGGAAAUGCAAUCUGAUCAGCCUGCAAAAAACUCCGAAACAUAUUUUGAAAUAAAAGAAAAUGUUAAUGAUUUAAAGGAGGCCACAGAAAAUGAAAAAUUAACUUCAAAGAAACCCCAAGAAAAUACAGCUGAUAUACUCGGAAUUAUAAGUAAACCAGAACCCACCUUAGAUAAACAAAAGGAAUCAAAAUCUUCAAAUUCAAAAAUUAUACCACCAACCGCUACCUAUAAUUUUUCUAAUACUUACUCACUUACAUCAGCAGAUGAAACUGCCCAAGAAACCAACAGUCCUGCAAAAUCAACUUCUGUUUUGUCCACAACUGUUUUUCAGGUAAUAGAAUCCGUGGCCACCAAAACACCCAUGGUUCAGGCUAACACCCUCUUUACAUCAGAGGAUAAAGAAAAACCACCAGUUGAAACACAGGAAAAAGAACAAACAGAAUCUAAAAUAUCGGAUAUACAAAUAGAAGUCUACGAUUCCACCAUAGAUUCAAUAGUAGCUUCAACAAACUUUAAAGAUGGCGAACAAGCACAAAAGCAAAUUGAUGAAAGCUCUUUGGGCAAGACUACAAAGCCACCCAUAGCGACCAUGCAACAGGAAAGAUUUACGCAAUAUGUUAUAGAUCGCACAGAAACUUCCACACAGGAGCCGAUUAACUACAGCACCAUACAAUUAGCUAAUGGUAAGCCAGAGCCAGCUGCAAUAGAAAUACACAUCAAUGUCUCCGAGUCUUUCGGAAAUGAAAGUGAGGAUUUGGAAUUCUCUUAUCCUCAAUCAGAAUAUAAUAACAACAAUAACAAUGAGCGGCUGGGAGAUGAGUCCUAUGACGAUAGUAAAGUCAAUGAUAAUAUCAAACUGAAAAUACCCUCAAAUAUCAAUAACAAUGGUAAGGAUUUGAGAAAUGAUGAGAUUCUCGUAGUGGAAAUUAUUGACACUGAUAAUAUCACAGAUUCCACAUUAAAACUUAAAUCGAAAAAUAAUGAUGAAUUAUUUAUAUCGGAUGUCAAGGAACAAUUUACUACUCCACCCCCACCACCACCUCCGCCACCUUAUCAAACGGGAUUUGAUCGGGAUUCAGAUACAAUUUUCUAUAUAUCCAAUACCGAGGUAAAAGUGGGAGAAUCUUUGCCCAGCAAUAAAAAUGCCAAUGAGGAACGUAAACUUAAAUUAGAGUCGCAAUUUUUUCCGGCCAACUAUAUGGCCAGUACGCAUCCCAAUUUUAAUAGUCGGGAAGAAAUAAAUCCUCCCCAUCAUUUAUACGAAGAAGAUAUAAUACUUUCCUCUAACCGUAAUCAAGCUGAUUCUUUGAAAAUCUAUCGUAAUCGAAAUGAACCAUCACCUCCACUGGAUGUUACAUAUGUAGGGGAGUCCAUAAUAGAAGUAGAACAAUCGCCGGAUUCUGUUAUAACAACAACAGACGCUCCGGAUCAGCAACGUAAUGCAGCAGCGGCUGCCACUCCAGAAGCAGAUGUUAUAAUACAACCAGCUAUAUUACCGGAAAUUUCUAUAGGGGUUCCUGUUAUCGGUGAAUUGCCACCACAGAUUGAACUAAAAGAAAUCGAUUUCAUGCCUAACGAAGCGCAAUUGCAUCGCUCAGGCAUAUACGAUGACAAUGACAACAGCAACAGCAAUAACAACAUAAUGUUUAACAACGACAUAGACGAGAACACAAUAAGUGGUGGUGGCAACAGCAACCAUGAUGUAGACGUCGUUAACAGCAACGGCAACAAUCAACGGGUAGACGAGUCAUCAAUACAAUAUGGUGGUGACCUUAUAGAUGAAAGCGCUGACGGUGGUUUUGAUGGUGUCGAAGGUUCAUAUCCCUUUGGCAAUCCAGCCACAAUUGGAAAAUCUUCUUCCUCCCACUACUCAUCCGCCUUCCUGACGAAAUUGCGAAAACAACAGCAGCAACAGCAACCAAAUCACGUUGCAGACUAUGCACACUUGUAUGUCAACUAUGGCGUAAAUAAUAUGCGCAAAGAUGAGUUAAGUGCAGAUAUUAAAGACUCGGGGGAGCUGUUGCUUAUUGGCGGUGGUGGCAAUGGCAACAUUGCCAGUAACGAACAAAAUAUUACAUCCUUUAAAGACUUUCUAAACAAAGUAAGCAUGAGUAAUUCCAGCAUGCCAUUUCUGAGUGCGAAUACAACUCAAAACGAACGUAUGAGUAAUGCCACAGCAUUUUCCGUUAUGGAGGAUACCAAUGAUUUAGAGGAUAAAAAUACCGAAGACAUUAUAAAUUUGAUAUCGCUGGCUAUUGGUCUGUUUAUUGUAAUAUUGCCCGUUGUCGUUACCUGCAGUAUGUUCUGGGCAUUAAGAUACUUGUACAAAAAAUAUCAUUCAAAUUUAACGGAUAACGGAGGAUAUGCGGAUCAAUCAGAAACAAAAAUUCCAUUGAAUGAAGAUGGUGUGGAAAAAGGCGAGUUUGUCCAUGAACCAUCCUCAUCUCCCACAAAUAGUAAUAAGGAUGCUAUAGAAAAAUAUCCAGAUACUUCCAAUAAACCGUCCACUACUGAAACUAAUGUUAAAUUUUCGACUGAAAAACCCACUUCUCAUUUAGAGACCACUAUUACCAAAACCAAUACUACUACCACUACAACUUCUACAACUAAUUCUAAAGCGAACGAUACUUUAAAAUUUUCUAUAGCUCUGUCAUCCCCAAUAACACAAGAACAAGCCCAACCACCUCCUCCAACAUCAACAUCAUCUCCUUCAAAAGUAACUUGUACUAGUGCAACAAUAACAGAACAAAUACUUACCGUCCAUGGUGAUGUUGAUAAUGAGAAUGGUGCUGGUGAUGAUGAUGAUGUUGUUGAAAUGCCAGGACCAAAUGGUUCAAUAACUAAAAUGACUAUGGAAAAUAAUCUUCUAAUAGUAGAGACAGAAGAGAGCAAUGAUAUUUCCCGAGUAGCUCGAGAAACGAAAAUGGAUUAUAAUAAAGAUGGUGUCUUUGUUGUGGAGGUAGCACGGGGAAUAGACUCGAAAACUAUACCUGAAAGUCCAGUAACAGAUGAUUCAGAAAAAAUGCUUUCAAUGUUUGAAACAAAACAUAACAAUGGUGGUUUGGGCUAUAAAGUAACGAAUGAAAAAAAUUGUGUCAAUAAUGAAAAGGUACAAAUACAUUCACCACCUCCAGAGAAUGCUGAAGAAGGACCAAGAAGUCUACAUCAAAUAGAAGAACUAGAGGAGCCUACCAAUUCGCCCCAGCUUAAUGAGAACAAUGACGAAGAAAUUGCAGGAUUAAAAUAUAAAGCCAAUACUGGAUUAUCGCAAUCUGAUUUGAGCACCACUUCUUCAAAUGAUUCCAAUAAGGGAUAUUGUUACGGUAAUCAGGAAUUAUAUGUCGUGGAACAAAGUGGUUAUGCCACGGUCACUCCUAAUGGUAAUGUAGUUUUAAAGUGUGAUAUAAAGGAUAUCAAGGAUGAUGAUCGUAAUCCAGGAAAUGAUCAUUAUCUCAAACAUUCACCCGAUAAAAAGGAGGAGAGCAAAGAUCAAGAGGAUAUUGUAGAAACCACCAAAAAAACGCAAGAAGGAGGAACGAGAACUAGUUCGGGAGAAUCACCGGCUCAGAGGCAAAAUGAUAAGCCUCAGGAAAAUGGAGAUAAUAUCAUGGAAACUGAGAAUACACAAGUAAUAGACAGUAACAAUUCUGAAGUCAAUAAAGAAAAGAGAGAUGAGGGCGAAGUGAAUAAUAAGCACAUAGAAAGUAUUGAUAACCAAUCCGAAGUCACAGAAGAUCAGGCCAGCCCAUCUGAAAAACAUACAAUUAUGCAAAAUAUUCCCAUACCAGUCGAGAUAGAAGUGCAUAUAACACCUGCUGACAUGGAGAGCUCUAAUACAGAUGAAUCUUUAAAACCUCUAAAGUCAACAGUAACAGCUGACUCUCCAGUUUUGGAAGCAACUGAAAGUGUUACGGAACCUUUGGUUUUAGAAACAAUUCCUAUAGAACUAGAAGACACUAUUGCUGUUGAAACCUUACUUCCCAUUGAAACAACAAUACCCUUUAAUGAAACAACUUCUGCUCUUCUUGUAGAAGAGGAUGAAACUGGCAAUAGUAUCUCCGAAGAUUUGGCAAUUUUAGCAGUUCCUGAUAAAUUUUCCGACAAAGAGACAUCUCAAGAAGAUGUGAGUUCAAUUAAGGCGAUAGAAAAUGACACAAUUACUUUGGAAAAUAAGGAUGAACCAUAUGAAAGUGAAGCAAUUGCAGAACUUCCAACUUUAGAUGAACCACUUGAAGAGAAUUUGGAAGUGAAGGAGGAGGUCACCAAACAAAAUUCAGUAAUUCCAAUUCCAGUAGAACCAAUUGCAGAAGUUCCAUUGGUAGAAGAACAACUUGCAGAUAAUACGGAAGAACAAUUGAUGGAAGUGAAGGAAGAUGUCACCAAACCAAAUACAGUGAAUGGAGAAGAAACAACUGAUAUUAGUACUCUACAUAUGAAUGGAGUAUCCGUUAGCCAGGAAACUGAAAGUGAGAAAACCCAAGAUUUAUGUAUUACACAAAAUGAUGUAGUAUCCAAUGACAAAAAUCCUCUGUCUAUUAAUAAAGAAAUGGAAGUAAAUGAAACAGAGUUUCCGUUAGAAGAUGACAAUACUUCAAAUAUAAUGGAGAAUGAAUUACAUAAGACGGAGUCACAAAAUGGCUUAACUCAAUCAGAUGUAGAGUCCUUAACAAAUGGCACCUCUGAUUUAGUCAAGUCACCACAAGUGCAGAAUGGCCAUGUGGAAAUAGAAUCUAUAAGUAUUUCUCUUAACGAUAUGGAAAAUGGUUAUGAUAGUAUAAUGAGUUUGCCUGAACCACCACCCACCACAGAUGAACAACUAAAUAGUGAUUUAAGUGAACAACAAUUGGAUUCCUUACCACCACCACCGCCUCCAGAAAUAUUCAAUUUAAAAGACUUGCCACCACCGCUCACCAAUGGCAAUGCAGAUUCUCCCCAAAGUGAAGAAUCUACCAAUUUUUACAAUGCAUUACCACCCCCACCACCCACUACACUGGAAGUAACUGCCUCAGCAGAAACCACAACAACAGCAACAACAAAUGGCAAAGUCCAUGCAUCACCAUUAACACCUCCUGCAUCACCACCAGCUCAUUUUACAAAUAAUCUGCAUGCUGGACUCUGCUCACAGCCCAUUGCUGUGGAUGUUAAUGGCAGUUAAUGCAUUAGACUAAUUCAAUAUUCCAAUUAAAAUAUAUUAAAAAGAAAAAACAAACAAUAACUGACUGAGGAGUUUUUAAUUCAAUACAAUUUUUAAAACAUUAAAUAAUGAAAAAAUCAAAAAAAAAAA